UACCCCAUAGACAAGGAGCUAAGCAGCUUCCUUGCUUUUCUCAUCAUCAGUCUUUUUCCAGUGUAACGCUUGCAGGACCCGGGAAUUAUUGCCAGUUAGGCGAUUGAUCUUGCUCUGCAGGUUACUUGCUCGAGUGGCAGCUUCGAGUCGUGUGACUGAUACAGUGUCAUUAGAUGACACAGAGCUGAUCUCUGCAUCAGCCAGGAGGAAUCAAACCGUGUCACUCCCCUAUGGGACUACCUUCUUUCUACGAGCUAGGAAUUCGUAUGCUUGUGCUGCUGCUCCUGCCGCCGUUGCUGCUGCUACAUCUUUUCGAGCAGGGCUGUGAAUGAGCAUUGCCAGUGGACAGCAGCGGAGAAGAAUGAUAGCUGUCUCUUUUAAAUGCCGAUGUCAAAUCCUGCGGAGAUUGGUUAAAGAUGAGGGUCCUUACACAAAGUCGGCAAACCAGAGUAAGGCACCGGAUGGGGCUUUGGCAGUCAGAAGACAAAGCAUCACAGAAGAGUUCAAGGGCUCCACUGUAGUUGAAUUAAUGAAGAAAGAAGGUACCACAUUAGGGCUCACAGUAUCAGGUGGGAUUGACAAGGAUGGGAAGCCGAGAGUAUCAAAUCUACGUCAAGGAGGAAUCGCUGCUAGAAGUGACCAACUGAAUGUGGGAGACUAUAUUAAAUCUGUGAAUGGAAUCAACCUCACAAAAUUCCGCCAUGACGAGAUCAUCAGUUUGCUGAAGAAUGUUGGUGAACGAGUGGUUCUUGAAGUGGAAUAUGAGUUGCCUCCCGUGUCAAUACAGGGGUCAGGGGUGAUCUUUAGAACUGUGGAAGUUACUCUACACAAGGAAGGCAAUACCUUUGGAUUUGUAAUACGAGGAGGGGCACACGAAGACAGAAAUAAAUCUCGUCCUGUUGUAAUAACUUGCGUUAGACCUGGAGGACCCGCUGACAGAGAGGGUACAAUUAAACCGGGGGACAGACUGCUGAGUGUCGAUGGGAUACGUCUUCAUGGGACAACGCAUGCAGAAGCCAUGAGUAUUCUAAAACAGUGCGGCCAGGAAGCAACACUGCUGAUAGAGUAUGAUGUUUCUGUGAUGGAUUCUGUAGCCAACGCCUCUGGCCCAUUAUUAGUGGAAGUUGCCAAAACUCCUGCUUCCAACCUCGGAGUAGCACUAACUACCUCGAUGUACUGCAACAAACAGGUCAUAGUGAUAGACAAAAUCAAAUCUGCAAGUAUUGCUGACAGAUGUGGGGCAUUGCAUAUUGGUGAUCACAUCCUAUCCGUAGACGGCACAAGUAUGGAAUAUUGCACAUUAGCUGAAGCCACUCAGCUUUUAGCUAGCACCUGUGAACUUGUAAAACUUGAGAUCCUCCCGUACCACCAGACUCGCUUGGCUUUAAAGGGUCCGGAUCACGUAAAGGUUCAAAGGAGCAAGGACGGCCAAUCUCCCUGGGACACCUCUGCCAACAGCCACAGCCGCCUCCUCACCUGCCAACAUUAUAACACCUACCACCCUGAUCAUAGCAGGACGCCAGCCAUCAAAUGCCAGAAACCACCUCCUCAAAAACUCCUUCCAGCAUUGGUAUCCUCGUCCUUUUCUCCUACCUCCAUGAGUGCGUAUAGCUUGAGCUCACUCAACAUGGGCACCCUACCUCGCAGCCUUUACCCCACCAGUCCACGAGGGACAUUGAUGAGAAGGAGACUAAAGAAGAAAGACUUCAAAAGCUCACUAUCCUUGGCCUCUAGUACUGUUGGCUUGGCAGGCCAAGUUGUGCACACUGAAAGCACAGAAAUUGUUUUGACAGCUGACCCCAUUGUGGGAUUCGGGAUUCAGCUCCAAGGCAGUGUAUUUGCUACAGAGACCUUGUCUUCUCCACCUUUGAUAUCCUAUAUUGAUGUUGACAGCCCAGCUGAAAGAUGUGGAGUCCUGCAGGUGGGGGACAGAGUGAUAGCAAUCAAUGGGGUUCAGACUGAAGAUAGCACUUUUGAAGAAGCCAAUCAGCUUUUACGAGAUUCAACGAUUGCAGGAAAAGUCACACUGGAAAUCGAGUUUGAUGUUGCAGAGUCGGUAAUUCCUAGUAGUGGAACAUUCCACGUGAAACUACCAAAGAAACACAACGUGGAACUGGGCAUCACCAUAAGCUCUCCUUCCAGUCGUAAACCUGGUGAUCCCCUGGUUAUCUCAGACAUAAAGAAAGGAAGUGUUGCGCACCGCACCGGCACACUGGAGCUGGGUGAUAAACUUCUCGCCAUUGAUAACAUUCGGCUAGACAACUGCUCAAUGGAAGACGCUGUUCAAAUAUUGCAACAAUGUGAAGAUCUCGUGAAGCUGAAAAUCCGCAAAGACGAAGAUAACUCGGAUGAACAAGAAAGCACAGGAGCCAUUAUUUAUACUGUUGAACUGAAGAGAUACGGAGGACCUCUGGGAAUCACUAUUUCGGGAACUGAAGAACCUUUUGAUCCCAUUAUCAUCUCAAGCCUAACUAAAGGGGGGCUAGCUGAAAGGACUGGUGCAAUCCACAUAGGAGAUCGGAUUCUUGCGAUAAAUAGUAACAGUCUGAAGGGAAAGCCUUUGAGUGAAGCCAUUCAUUUGUUACAGAUGGCUGGAGAGACAGUCACUUUAAAAAUCAAAAAGCAGACUGAUGCUACAAGUCCCAAGCCGUUUGCAUCAUCGAGCAGGAUAAGUGAGAUGUGCGAUGCUGAUGAUGAAACUCCCGUCACACAGAAGUCGAGCAAUCUCUCAGACAUUUAUUCCACCACCGUCCCCAGUGUAGACAGCGCCGUCGAAUCCUGGGACGGCUCUGCUGUUGACGCUGCUUUUGGCAGUCAAGGUCCUAACUUCCAGGCAUCGGGAUUUAGUUUCAAUGCUUAUGAAUGGAGAAACCCUAAACAGGGCAGCUUAUCACCCCUAAGUAGAUCAAGCAGAAAUCACUACCAGGAUACGGGUCUUAGUGACGAUGAAUGGGACAGACCAACAGCCAGUGGAUAUCCUGGAGAGCCAGAGGAACCAGAACAUGAUCAGGAGGAGAAUUUCUGGUCUCAGGCACUGGAGGACUUGGAAACCUGCGGUCAAUCAGGCAUUCUAAGAGAAUUAGAGGAGAAUGCUGAUACACAUGCACAUUGCAGCAACACGGUUCUCUUGGCAACUAUCAUGUCAGGAAGCACACUGAGCUUGAAUCAUGAGAAUUCCCAGCCUCGCGGGCAGCUCGGGCGACAAGCAAGCUUCCAAGAAAAGAGCUCUCUCAGGCAGCACUACAGCCAGAAUGCCCGCAGCAACACUCUACCAUCUGACUCUGGAAGGAAGUCUGUAGCCAUGAGAAAAAUUAAACAAGAAUUUAAAGAAAUCAUGUCACCCACUCCAGUAGAGCUACACAAGGUGUCUUUAUUUAAGGACUCUGAUCGAGAGGACUUUGGAUUUAGUGUUGCUGACGGUUUACUAGAAAAGGGUGUAUAUGUGAAGAAUAUCCGUCCCAAUGGCCCUGGAGAUGUAGCAGGUCUGAAGCCAUAUGACCGGCUGUUGCAGGUCAAUCAUGUCCGCACCAGAGACUUUGACUGCUGCUUAGCUGUUCCACUUAUCGCAGAAUCCGGAAACAAACUUGAUUUAGUUAUUAGCAGAAACCCAAUAGCAUCUCAGAGUGAAGCACCAGAUGUAGCAAGCCUCCCGCUAGAGGAAUGGACAGACCACGACCCCUUCUCACAACAAGGAAGUGGACGUCUGGCAGGAGUGAACAUGAGAGAUUCUACCAAUACUUUAUAGCAAAAAGCAUUUUAAUUUAGUAAAAUAAAUUUUUGACAAAAGUAAGAAACUGGUGCUAAUUCCCUGUCGUAUAAUUGGGCUGUGAUGUUUCAGACACCGAUAUCGCCAUGCAAAGCUACUGUUAAGCACAGGGGAGAUAAACUACCGGUACUUUCUAAUCCCAGAUGGAGGAAACCAAUGUUUUUAUUGAUCAGAUAGUACUUUGUGACCACACUUAAAAUAUUAGUGCCAUUCCAAGUUUGACCCGUGAACAAACAUAUGGGGGCUUUUUGUAAUGUGCAAUGAAAGGUCUGGAAUUAAAGUGGCUUAUUUCCAAAAAACUGUCCGUGUACCACGCGAAGAAUCUAUUAUUACUACCAGACCUGUACGUGUGUUUUAAAGCUGCUCAUGGUGUGGAGCAGGAUUUUUUUAAAUCAUUGUUUUUGUACAUUAUUUUCACUUUUGUCUCAGACCAGGAAUCAUAUCUACCAAGUCGAUGCGUACUCCUUGGUUAAAUGGGCUGCGCUUUAAUACAAAUGCUCAUUGUACAGUAUGUGGUUUAAUUCUUUAACGUCUUACAUAAAACUUUCCGUAAAUAGAGAAAAUUUAAAAAGAAAAGUCGUCAUUUAUGUGUAGUCAUGUUUUUGAAGAAUUUUGAAUUCCAGGUAAAAUACCAUUGGUCAAAGACUCCCAUUAGUGGUCCUAAAUCCCAAGCGCCGCGGGCAUCAAAGCACUCUGGUCCUAACCCUGUAUUGCCUGUUCUAUAUUUCACAUCCCUGGUGCGUUUUACAUUGUGAGAGCUGACUAACUCUGGUGUUUGUGUUGUAUAAAUAAGACCUUUAGCAUCAAACUGGUUUCCCCAAGCCAUGUGUCAUUGUUGUUUUAGAGUUGUACAUGUGUUAAAAGAUCUUUGCCAACCGUUUAUCCCUCCAAGCAAUAAAGAGAUUCUUGUUUUGAUUGGGUACUCACCAGCAGCUCAAAAUCUGACACACACCACUGGCCUUUGCCAACUUCGAGAGUCUCCGGCAGAGGAACGCAUGUAUCCAUUAGUCUGUGAAAGUUCCACCUACUGCUGUGAUGGUUAAUAAACAGGUUGCAUUUUCCUGAACCAACGUGCUGUGUUCAAAACACUGCCAGUGAAUAUACAAAUUUAAAAUUAAAAGUAUAUGGGAAGAAAAAUCAUUUAUCAUGUCAAUUAAAUAUGUAUUUUUGUUUGUAACAAACAAGUAUUAAACUGUAAAGUAUUUUUGUACAAAUUUAAUACUUUAAUAGCAUGACAUGAAUUGUCUAUGUAUGGUUUUGGGAAUUGAACCUACUGGAAAUUUGUAUGGAACAAUCAUAAUGUACAAACCACAAUAAACAAAGAUUUUAAA
Molecule: messenger RNA, 5097 nt
Organism: Pelobates fuscus (common spadefoot toad)
Lineage: Eukaryota; Metazoa; Chordata; Amphibia; Anura; Pelobatidae
Gene: GRIP1
Product: glutamate receptor interacting protein 1
Exons: 25
Coding region: 329-3745 (1138 amino acids)
Biological process (GO): neurotransmitter receptor transport, endosome to postsynaptic membrane
Molecular function (GO): protein binding
Source: RefSeq, a predicted model, not a curated record